Letharia columbiana is the source of this 2655-nucleotide messenger RNA. RefSeq lists its product as uncharacterized. Gene Ontology annotation, biological process: regulatory ncRNA-mediated gene silencing; mRNA catabolic process. The record is from RefSeq and is a predicted model, not a curated record. Gene Ontology annotation, cellular component: RISC complex; nucleus; cytosol. Gene Ontology annotation, molecular function: nuclease activity; RNA binding. The transcript has 3 exons. NCBI's taxonomy places the organism in Eukaryota, Fungi, Ascomycota, Lecanoromycetes, Lecanorales, Parmeliaceae. Bases 1 to 2655 code for a protein of 884 amino acids.
AUGCCAAUUAACCAAGCAAAAGUCAAGAGUGUACUGUCAGGGGACACUCUUAUAUUAGCUAGCGUCAACAAUCCUGCCCAGGAGAGAACGCUGAGUCUAGCAUAUGUCAGCGCACCAAGGCUUAAGAGAGAAGGAGAUGAGCCGUUUGCAUUUCACUCCAGAGACUACCUCCGUCGCAUGACGGUAGGUAAAGUCAUACAAUUCACUAUCCUCUAUAGCAUCCCAACAGGAGCCAAGCGGGAUUACGGUACCGUCUACCUCCAGACCGGACAGUCGUUGCCUGAUGCAGCAGCCGCAGAAGGCUGGGUGAAGCUGAGGGAGGAUGCUGGUCGCAAAGAUGAAUCUGAAGCCUCCAAGGCUCUCCUCGAGAAGCUGGAGCUUGCCGAAGCGAGCGCUAAGGCUAGUUCGAAAGGGAUUUGGGCGUCCACUGGAGGGAAUAUAGAGAACGCCAAUGAGAUCGCCGACCCGAAAGGCUUUGUUGAGCAAUACAAAGACAAGCCAAUAGAGGGCAUCGUUGAACGUGUCUUGACUGGCGAUCGAAUGAUUGUGCGGCUAUACUUGUCUUCUAAAAAGCAUGUCCAGACAAUGGUGCUCGUGGCCGGUAUAAGAGCACCAGCGACUAAGCGAACAAACCCAUCUGAUGGCAAAGAACAAGUAGCCGAACCUUUUGGUCCAGAGGCACAUGAAUUUGUCGAGUCAAGACUACUACAGAGGACCGUACAGGUCGAUGUUCUAGGAUUGAGCCCACAAGGCACACUGGUCUGCACAGUGAAGCACCCAAACGGCAGCAUCGCCAAAUUUCUGCUCGAGGCUGGAUUAGCACGUUGCACCGACUUCCAUUCAACAAUGCUUGGCGGCCAAAUGUCUGUCCUUCGGCAGGCUGAGAAGCAAGCAAAAGACAAGAGGAUUGGGCUUUUCCAAGGACUUGCCAACAGUAUGCAGGGAGCCAGUGAAGCGGACGCUACGGUUACCCGCAUACAAACAGCGGAUACUGUCUACUUAAGAGACAAAUCGGGGGACGAAAAGCGAGUAAGCUUAAGUAGCAUUCGGCAACCGAAGCCUACAGAUGCGAAGCAAGCACCCUUCCAAGCGGAGGCCAAAGAGUUCUUGAGGAAAAAGCUGAUUGGCAAACACGUGCGUGUCACCGUCGAUGGCCAGAAGGCCGCAACCGAGGGUUUCGAAGAGCGAGAUGUAGUCACUAUCAUGAUCAACAAUAGAAAUAUGGCUUUACAGCUGGUCGAAGCUGGCUAUGCUUCUGUGAUCCGGCAUCGACGAGACGAUGAGGAUCGAAGCCCAGCUUAUGACGAGCUUCUGACCGCAGAAGAAGCUGCCCAAAAAGGAGAGAAAGGAAUGUGGUCCCCGAGACCUCCUGCCGCCAAAGCGUAUCAAGACUACUCAGAAAGCCUGCAAAAAGCGAAAAUUCAAUCGUCGGUCCUCCAACGCCAGAAGAAAAUCCCAGCAAUUGUCGAUUUCGUCAAAGGCGGCUCUAGAUUCACAAUACUCGUUCCCCGAGAAAACGCCAAACUCACAUUCGUACUCUCUGGCAUUCGAGCUCCGCGUUCAGCCCGCAAUGCAAACGAAAAAUCCGAACCAUUCGGACAGGAGGCUCAUGACUUUGCCAAUCGACGUUGCCUUCAACGAGACGUCGAGAUUGAUGUCGAGGCUACAGACAAAAUAGGUGCUUUCAUCGGCACUCUUUACAUAAACCGUGAAAACUUCGCCAAACUCCUUCUCGAAGAAGGUUUCGCUACUGUUCACACAUACUCUGCCGAGCAGUCUGAGCAUGGCGGCGAGCUCUUCGCAGCCGAAGAGAAAGCAAAAGCGGCUAAGAAGGGCAUAUGGAAGGACUACGAUCCCUCUAUCGAAGACGGGGUAGAUGACCCCAAUCUCAAUGGAGCUACUACCAAUGGCCACAUCGAAUCUUCCGCACCGGUCAAGAAAGACUACCGUGAUGUCGUUGUCACUCAUAUCGACCCCACAACCGCCCACCUAAAGCUUCAACUCAUCGGACCAACGACAUCCGCCGCACUCACGGGCCUCAUGACUACCUUCGCUAACUAUCAUCGCUCCCCUCCCUCCUCCGAAAAGUCCCUCCCAAAUCCACCCAAAGCGGGCGACCUCGUAGCGGCACGGUUUUCCGAAGACGGCGAAUGGUACCGUGCACGCAUCAGACGGAAUGACCGCGAGGCCAAAAAGGCGGAUGUCAUCUUCCUCGACUACGGCAACAGCGAGACCCUGCCGUGGAGCGAGUUGAGACCGAUGAGCCAACCGCAAUUCUCCCUCGGCAAACUCAAGGCCCAAGCGUUGGACGCGGCCUUAUCGUUCCUGCAGUUCCCGACGAGCGCAGAGUACAUGGCCGACGCGGUCAAGUUCCUGCAGCAGGUCACGGGUGAGAAACAGCUCGUGGCCAGCGUGGACUUUGAGGAGAAGGACGGCACGCUGUGGACCACGCUGUUCGAUGCCGAGUCGGAGGGCGGGGAGGAGGCGAGCGUGAACGCGGAGGUCGUGGCGGAGGGGGCGGCGAUGGUGUCGAGGAAGUUGAAGGGCUGGGAGAAGGCGAGGGGGAAGAUUGUGGAAGGGCUGAUGGUGAAGGAGGAGGAGGCGAAGGGGGAGAGGCUGGGUAUCUGGGAGUAUGGGGACUUGACGGAGGACUAG